This is a messenger RNA of Metarhizium brunneum ARSEF 3297, 2880 nucleotides long. RefSeq lists its product as uncharacterized. Gene Ontology annotation, cellular component: Golgi apparatus; cytoplasm; plasma membrane. Gene Ontology annotation, biological process: phosphate ion transport; cellular response to phosphate starvation. The record is from RefSeq and is a predicted model, not a curated record. Gene Ontology annotation, molecular function: inositol hexakisphosphate binding. Lineage: Eukaryota; Fungi; Ascomycota; Sordariomycetes; Hypocreales; Clavicipitaceae.
AUGAAGUUCGCCAAGGAGCUCGAGAGAGAUGCCGUCCCAGAAUGGCGCAUCAAGUACCUCAACUAUAAGGCCGGCAAGAAGUACGUUAAAGCCGUCUCACGAGCAAUUAAUAGAACACCGAAGACAUCUGCGAACCGUACUCAGUCCUUGUUUCGGUCGAGCAACCAUGGCCGAACAGCAAUCCUGCCCACCUCUUCGUCUGGCCCACCUCCACGGGCUCCAAAUCGAAGCAAUGGAUCUGCCACUCCUGGAUCAAAUCCCAUCUCCAUUGCUGCCCACGCGGACGAAGACGAGGCAUUAAGAGGCGACGGCAACGACCUGCACUAUGGGAGCUUUGUGCCGACGCCGCCGAAGCAUAGCCCAUUGAGGCAAAGCGAGGACAAGGCCAGUCGUGACUUUGCAUUGCCGGCACCCGCCAUCAGUGCCUCCGACUCCUUGGGACUCUUGAAACCGACCGCGGCGAUAAAGGGUCGCAACACAGUUCCCACACAACGACGGGCUUCAACAGCCGAACCCGUGACUGCUACUAGGAACGACAUAGUCGAACAGUCUUCCGCGGCACGGCGACAGUCAAUAACUGGAGGUGCCCUGGCAGAGUCGCCAUCACAAUUACGGCGAAUUCUUUCAAAUGCAUAUGGCCCAAUGAAACGGGAUAUGCCGUGGAUGGAUGGUGGGAUCAACGAAUUUGACCUGGUGCGAGAGAGGGAAAGAGAGUUCUAUGCAUUUUUAGACUCGGAACUGGAAAAGGUCGAGUCCUUUUACAAGCUCAAGGAGGACCAAGCUGGACAACGACUCGCUCUGUUACGAGAACAGCUUCAUGAAAUGCGCAACCGACGCAUUCACGAAAUAGCCUCGAAUCGUGACAAUGAUCCUGACAAUGGCCAAUACACCGACGCCGAGAAUUCCAAGGACAACCCCAAUGGAUGGGUUCAACCGCUGAAGGCUAAAAUCUUCCCGCUGGGACCUAAUUCCAAGGCGCUUCGGAAUAUGCCAAACACACCAUACCUUCCAGCAAGCGCUUCAGCUGGUGAUGCAACGAGAGACUACAGUAGGCGGCGGCAAAAGGAGGACGUGUCGUAUAGAACGGCCAAGCGCAAGUUAAAAUUGGCUUUGCAAGAAUUCUACCGUGGGCUGGAACUCCUCAAGUCGUAUGCACUUCUCAAUCGGACUGCGUUUCGCAAGCUCAACAAGAAGUUUGACAAGGCUGUUAAUGCCCGGCCGACGUUGCGCUACAUGAAUGAAAAGGUCAACACGGCCGGGUUUGUGAAUAGUGACACCCUUGAUGGGCACAUCAAGGCAGUGGAAGACUUGUACGCCCGAUACUUUGAACGCGGCAACCACAAACUUGCAGCCGGCAAGCUCAGAAGUCUUUCGAAGCGCUCAAGAAGUGAAUCCGGAAGUUCAUUUAUCAACGGAUUUCUCAUUGGCACUGGCCUUAUUUUCACCGUCGAGGGCUUGGUAUCCGGCUCACAGCUGCUUUUCGACAGCGAUGCCGACCUUCGAAUCCAAACCAGCUACCUCUUGCAGCUAUAUGCGGGAUACUUCCUCAUGCUCUUCAUGUUCUCCUUCUUUUGCAUCAAUUGUUUUAUAUGGACCAAAAACAAGAUCAAUUACCGGUUUAUUUUCGAGUUUGACCAGCGAAGCGUGCUUGAUUGGCGGCGACUUGCAGAGUUCCCGAGCUUCUUUUUACUACUAUUGGGUAUUUUUAUGUGGAUGAACUUUAGCCGAUACGGUCCUGAUUGGCUCUAUAUUUACUAUCCUGUGAUUUUGAUUUCCAUCACUGCCGCCAUUAUAUUCUUCCCUGGACCGACGCUGUCUCACAAGAGCCGCUCAUGGUUUGUCUAUGCUCAUUGGCGGCUUUUGCUAGCUGGUUUUUACCCCGUUGAAUUCCGGGACUUCUUUCUCGGAGACAUGUAUUGUUCACUGACAUACUCUAUGGCCAAUAUCGAACUAUUCUUCUGUCUAUACGCCAACAAAUGGGACAAUCCCUCGCAAUGUAACUCGAAUCAUUCUCGGCUCUUAGGCUUCUUCAUGGCACUGCCGCCCCUCUGGCGCUUGUUCCAAUGCGUCCGCAGAUACAAGGACACUUGCAAUGUGUUUCCCCAUCUUGUCAACGGCGGCAAGUACAUAAUGACCAUUCUAUCUACCGUGAUGCUCUCCCUGUACCGUAUCAACGGCACCCGCUCCAACCUAGCCCUCUACAUAGCAUUUUCCACCAUUAAUGGUAUAUACGUCUCUAUAUGGGAUCUCUUCAUGGACUUUUCCCUCCUGCAAACUGACGCACGGCACUUUGCGCUGCGCGACAUCCUGGCCUUCAAACGCCGCUGGCCGUACUACUUCAUCAUGGUUGCCGACCCCGUGCUCCGUUUCGCGUGGAUCUUCUACGCCAUCUUCACCCACGACCUCCAGCACUCAACCCUGGUUGCCUUCGCCGUGUCCUUUGUCGAGAUCGUCCGCCGCGGAAUGUGGGCUCUUUUCCGCGUCGAAAACGAACACUGCGCCAACGUCUCCCAGUACAAGGCGUCCCGCGACGUCCCCCUCCCGUAUCGCAUCGAACCGCUCAUGGACCGCGCCAGCGAGGAGAUGUCUCCUGUAUUGAUGAGUGACGAGCCCAGGCACGACUUGGCGCAGUCGGGCAGCUCUACGGCCGUGGCGUCGACUCUGAGCGCGUUGCGCCGGCGCGCGGAUACCGUUAGCGCGCGGUCGUUUUCCAAGAUCCUUGCCGAGGCGCAUAAGCAGGAUUUCGUCAAGAGACGCAAGCCAGGUGAAGUAGUGGAGGAUGAAGCCAUUGAGCAAAGCGACGAAGAGGAAGAUGAGGAUGACGAGGAUGACGAGGCAGAGGUAGCGAGCUUGCUGGAGGCAGGUGAGGCUCGAGGUUGA